This is a messenger RNA of Micromonas commoda, 1279 nucleotides long. RefSeq lists its product with no specific name. The record is from RefSeq and is a predicted model, not a curated record. The coding region runs from base 16 to 516 and encodes 166 amino acids. The transcript has 3 exons. Gene Ontology annotation, biological process: translation. Gene Ontology annotation, molecular function: structural constituent of ribosome; large ribosomal subunit rRNA binding. NCBI's taxonomy places the organism in Eukaryota, Viridiplantae, Chlorophyta, Mamiellophyceae, Mamiellales, Mamiellaceae. Gene Ontology annotation, cellular component: cytosolic large ribosomal subunit; ribosome.
CUACGACGAUUCAGGAUGCCCCCCAAGUUCGAUCCCUCCUCCGUCAUCGAGGUCUUCCUUCGUGCCACUGGUGGUGAAGUUGGCGCUGCCUCCUCUCUGGCCCCCAAAAUUGGUCCACUGGGUCUCUCUCCCAAAAAGGUCGGGGAGGAUAUCGCCAAGGAAACGAAGAAAGACUGGAACGGCCUGCGCGUGACUGUUAAGCUCACUGUACAGAAUCGACAAGCGAAGGUUUCGGUGGUUCCCUCUGCCUCAGCGCUUGUUAUCAAGGCUCUCAAGGAACCCCCACGCGAUCGGAAAAAGGUCAAACAUGUCAAGCACUCCGGCAACAUUAGCCUGGACGACGUCAUCGAAAUUGCGCGCAUAAUGCGUCCAAGAUCUAUGGCCAAGGAGCUCAAGGGAACUGUUAAGGAGAUUCUUGGCACAGCAAAAUCGACAGGGUGCACCGUUGAGGGAGAAGACCCCCAGGACGUGCAGCAAUCCAUUCAGGAUGGUGACAUCGAAAUCCCCGACAUGUGAAAAUUGCGAGAGUGAAGACGUAACUUGCGUUUCUUUAUUAGAUUUGUUUACGAUCUAUUUUGAAUAUGGGGAAUUUAAAUUGCAGUGCUCAAGUAGAUGAUGUUUGCGCUGGGGAGGACGUUUUUCUUGGCCCUGGCAGUCUCACAUCGUUCUUUUGAGUAGAUGUUGUCGCAAUAGACCGGCGCAGUUCCACGGGUGUAUCAACAGGCCUUGUCACAGUUUUGGACACGCCUUCAGGGGUGCGCUGCAAUCUUGCUGUCUUCCUUGUCUCGAUAAUUGCAGAGUUGCGCCCGAAGAAUUCGCCCUCAUCUUCCGACGACUCCUCUGUACCCGUCUCUUCGGAAGGAUAGUCCCCACCGUAUGCAACCGCGGCAAUAUCAUCUUCAGAAUCAGAUAGCUGGGGUGCAGGAAUCUUUUUCCACGCGCUUUUGUCAUCAAGCUCAGAAGUUCCUGUUCGGGUGAUAGUUUUCCCGAUUCCCACUUCAGCGGCCCUGCCUUUGCGUGCUUCCAAAAUUUCUUGAGUGCGCCUCAAAACCUUUAGCUUAAUGUUGAAUCUCGCAUCGGCGCCAAUCCAAUAAUCAGACAGCAGGGUCACCGCUAGUGAGUAAGAACCGGGGUUAAGCACGGGAAAUUGGACCUGAAGCGUUGCUCCACUGGAGUUGGAAUGAGCUUCAUGAAGUACUACGGUAUCUAGCCUCUGGUGAGAUAGCACUGCGUUCGCUGCCGGGUCUGCUACCAGAAGCCACCAGCCUUCGCUUCGUUC